This is a messenger RNA of Myodes glareolus (Bank vole), 967 nucleotides long. It is a transcript of the gene Eif1ax, whose product is annotated as eukaryotic translation initiation factor 1A X-linked. Gene Ontology annotation, molecular function: RNA binding; translation initiation factor activity. Gene Ontology annotation, biological process: translational initiation. NCBI's taxonomy places the organism in Eukaryota, Metazoa, Chordata, Mammalia, Rodentia, Cricetidae. The record is from RefSeq and is a predicted model, not a curated record.
CUCCGCCCAUAGCCGCGACGCCAUUUGCCACUGCCGAACGUGGGCGCAGGCGACUCUCGGAAGCACCGGUGAGCAACCUCUUCCGAGCACGCUUCUCGGCUUCCCGCAUAGUCUUCCUCCCGCGCGUCUCUCGGCGUCGCCCCGCGGAGUCACCGCCGUUCCCGACGCCACCCGGAGCACGGUCCCACAGGCCGUCAGCCCGUCUUUGCCGCCAUGCCCAAGAAUAAAGGAAAAGGAGGUAAAAACAGACGUAGAGGAAAGAAUGAGAAUGAAUCUGAAAAGCGAGAGCUGGUGUUCAAAGAGGAUGGGCAAGAAUAUGCUCAGGUAAUCAAAAUGUUGGGAAAUGGACGAUUAGAAGCAAUGUGUUUCGAUGGUGUGAAGAGACUAUGCCACAUCAGAGGGAAAUUGAGAAAAAAGGUUUGGAUAAAUACCUCAGACAUCAUAUUGGUGGGCCUCCGAGAUUAUCAGGAUAACAAAGCCGAUGUCAUUUUAAAAUACAACGCAGAUGAAGCUAGAAGUCUCAAGGCAUAUGGCGAGCUUCCAGAGCAUGCUAAAAUCAAUGAAACUGAUACAUUUGGUCCUGGAGAUGAUGAUGAAAUUCAGUUUGAUGACAUUGGGGAUGAUGAUGAAGACAUCGAUGAUAUCUAAAAUGAACUCAACAUUUUACAUUCCAGUCCUUCCGAAGAUUGCCCUGCAAGUUUGGAAUCUGGUCAUAGACCUCAAGGAAAAGUUUUCACUGUAUUGAUAGUAAUUUGUUGAGACAGACUUGAUUCAAUACUAAGGUCGCUUCUUUCAAAGCUGAAAAUAUCUUUUAAGUGAUAUGUUAAGCCCACUUUGUUCAUUUGAUGUAAUUGAACUCAAAGAAGGUCAUGUAAGGAAAAAAAAUACAUUACUGCCUUUCCUACUUUGACCCCUUCCAGUAAGUAAAUGGAUGUUUUGAAUAAACAAUUUGCCUUGUAUGCAUAAA